AAUGAAGUUAUUGAGAAGCUCAAGCCAGCCAAGGAGCUGUUACAGGAACAGGGCAGAGUGUUGGAGAAAGCUACUCUGAGAAGCAUAAAGCUUGAAUCAUUACACAGAACUCUAACAAGGGAAUCAGACCAGAAACUCCAAGAAGCAUUAGCUAAUUUCACCAGAAGAGAUUCUGAGGCAAAAUCUUUGAAAGAGAUAUUAACGAGUCUUGAAGGUCAAGUUAAAAGUCAUCAAGAGCUGCUAGCUGAAGCAAAUGAAAGAUAUGCAGCUGUGAAGGAAAAGCUUGAUCAGAUUGUAGAGAAGCUAGCUUCUUCUGAGAAUGCCAAUAAAGACUUGAAACAAAAGAUUUUGAAUGAAAAGGGUAAAGCCGAACAGCAUGUUGCAGAAAAGGAAUUGUUAGCCGACACCAACUUACAGCUCAGUAAACAGGCCAAAGAACUUGACGAAAAGUUGAAUUUGGUCCUUUCUGAGAAGAAACUCUCUGAUAAUCAGCUUGCUUCUCACACGAGCACUAAUGCUGAAUUAAUAAAGCAGCACUCAAGAGCCAUUGAACUUCAAUUAGCAACCGAAGCCCACAUUUCAGGUGCAGAAGCACAGUUGGAAAGAGAAGUUAAGAAAAAAUCAGAGCUUACUCAAGAACUGGCUUCAUACAAGUCCAAGUUAAGUGAUUUGGAAACCAAACUGUCGACUGUUUCUUCUGAGAAAAAUGAUGCAGUUGAAAAGCUUCGGUCUGCAAAAAAGGAAAUAGAAUAUUUGAGACAGCCACUUCAGAAAUUGGAGAGCGUCGAAAUUGACGUCAAGCUUGCACGAAGGAGAAAAAAUGAAGUUAUUGAGAAGCUCAAGUCAACCGUGAAGCAGUUACAGGAAAAGUUGAAUUUGGCAUUUUCUGAGAAGAAAGUUUCUGAUAAGCAGCUUGCUUCUCACAUGAGCACUAUCACUGAAUUAAGAAAGCAGCAGUCAAGAGCCGUUGAACUUCAAUUAGCAGCCGAAGCCCGCAUUUCAGGGGCAGAAGCACAGUUGAAAAGAGAAGUUGAGGAAAAAUCAAAGCUUAAACAAGAAGUGGCUUCAUGUACGUCCAAGUUGAAAAGCGAAGUUGAGGAAAAAUCAAAGCUUCAACAAGAACUGGCUCCAUGGACGUCCAAGUUGAAAAGCGAAGUUGAGGAAAAAUCAAAGCUUCAACAAGUACUGGCUUCAUGGACGUCCAAGUUGAAAAGCGAAGUUGAGGAAAAAUCAAAGCUUCAACAAGAACUGGCUUCACGUACGUCCAAGUUGAAAAGCGAAGUUGAGGAAAAAUCAAAGCUUCAACAAGAACUGGCUUCAUGUACGUCGGAAAAAUCAAAGCUUAAACAAGAACUGGCUUCAUGUACGUCCAAGUUGAAUAGCGAAGUUGAGGAAAAAUCAAAGCUUCAACAAGAACUGGCUUCACUUAUGUAGCACGGACACUCUAACUAGGGUAUCGUGUCCGUGACACUCUAUAAUAAUCAUUUUCCUUUCUUACUAUAGCCAUUAUAUAUUUUUAACUCAAAGUUUUUAAUAAAUAACAAUGAGUUGAGAUC
This is a messenger RNA of Olea europaea var. sylvestris, 1556 nucleotides long. RefSeq names its product centriolin-like. The annotation marks the transcript as partial. The transcript has 2 exons. The record is from RefSeq and is a predicted model, not a curated record. Lineage: Eukaryota; Viridiplantae; Streptophyta; Magnoliopsida; Lamiales; Oleaceae.